AACCUACCGAUUCACCUAUAAUUAAGUGUGGUUUUAUUGCACUCAGGGUCCCUCUUUCUUGGGCUUAGUCUCGUAACCCAUCACUAUCACGUCUGAAAGUCAAUGCCUUGGUCACUUGUUAGAAAGAAUGUGUCUGGAGCUAUCGGGCGAAGACAGAGUUUCUAUCAGAAAUGGAAGGGUUCCCCUCAGAUUCUGUUAUUCCAGUCUUCAUAGAAGUUUCCCAAUAAGGAAACCAAGCUUCACUACUAAUCUAACACGCACCUUCCAACUCCGGACUAUAGAACUUUUAGUUGAAUCACCACCUUCACCUAGUCCAAACCUAACAGUCUCUGAUCGACCCAAGCUCCAAAUUUCCCAACCUUCUACUUUCCCCAGUAUCCCCACAUAUGAAACCAUCACCUGGCCAAAGCCAUGUAUAUAAAGACAAGAAAAGACCCAGAUGGAGACACAAGCAGCUUGCUACUGAACUUUGGGGCAGAGAUGGAAGAUCAGCAACCAAGUCUAAGCCCGGCAGCGCGUCUGUUUCACUCACCAAAGUUCAGCUGCUAUAUUGUCAUAAGAAUGGGGUGCAGCAUCAGGAUCCAUCCUGAAGUAAUCAGCGCCGGCUUGAAGGAAACCUUGUAUAAGCAUCCUCGCUUCUCUAGCAAAAUGGUGAAGGAUAGAAACUUAUGUGGUAAAAAGAGAUGGAUACAAGUUCCAAUAAAUAUGGAGGACCAUGUUAUUGUUCCAAACAUGGAUUCAGAUAUGGAGGAUGCUGACCAAUUUGUCAGAGACUACAUUUCCCACCUUACCAAAAGCCCUCUUGACCUUUCCAAGCCACUAUGGGAAGUCCAUAUCCUCAAUGUCAAAACAUCUGAUGCAGAAGCUGUUGCAGUGAUUCGGAUUCACCACUCGAUUGGGGAUGGCGCAUCCCUCAUGUCACUUCUACUAGCUUGUACCAGAAAAACAUCGGACCCGGAUGCAUUGCCUAGUGUUCCAACCAAGAGGAAACAUGAGGAUAGUUCUUCAAGUGAAUCGAGCGUGUUCUGGUGGUUGUUAUUGGCUAUUUGGUCAGCAGUAACAUUGAUAGGGAACACUCUUGUUGAUAUUGUGCUGUUUGUAGCCACUAUUCUGGUUUUGAAAGACACAAAGACUCCUAUUAAAGGUCCACCUGGGGUUGAGCUUACUGCCAAGCGCUUCUUGCAUCGAACAGUUAGUUUUGAUCACAUCAAACAAGUGAAGAAUGCUAUGAACAUGACCAUCAAUGAUGUUGUAUUAGGAGUGACACAGGCGGGUCUAUCGCGAUAUUUGAACUGCAGAUAUGCAGCAGGUGAAAAUGAGAAAGAUGAGGGAGCAAAGAAGAAGGGACAUAAUCUACCAAAAAGUAUCCGCCUUAGAGCAAAUGUUCUCGUUAAUUUACGACCAGCUGUUGGGAUCCAGGAACUGGCCGAUAUGAUGGCUAAGAAGUCCAAGACCAAGUGGGGUAAUAGGAUUGGAUAUGUCCUGGUACCCUUCACCAUUGCUCUACAAGAUGACCCUUUGGAUUAUGUUCGUGGAGCCAAGUUGCUUAUGGAUCGGAAAAAGCACUCAUUAGAAGCAUUUUGCACAUACUUAAGUGCCAAUCUUUUAACCAAACUAAUCGGAGCAAAGGGAGCUGGAGCAGUAGCACACAGAGUUCUUUGUAAUUCCACAUUAGCAUUCACAAACUUGAUUGGUCCCCUCGAAGAAAUUAGCUAUUACGGGCAUCCAAUUACUUACAUUGCUCCUAAUGUUUACGGCCAUCCACAUGCAUUGCACAUGCAUUUUCAAAGCUAUGUUGACAAAAUGACUAUUAGCUUAGCCUUUGACCCCGAUUUAAUCCCUGAUCCUGAAAAGUUGUUGGAUGAUUUAGAAGAAUCACUCAAACUCAUUCGCGAUGCUGUUGUCGAAAAGGAGCUCAACAUUGCCAAGGAAGGAAGAAGCAGCUGUGUUUAGCCAAAUGAGUCCCAGAGAUUUGCAACAUUUUUUCUGCCCAAGUAUAGUUCUAUGUAGGCAUUGUCGAUUAUCUAUAUCCAUGGUUUAGGUUCUUUUCUUAUUGUUGCAUUAGAUAAGCAACAUGAAUGUGAGUUUCAAACUAAAACAAAGGUUUAUGAAUUUGCAAAUGGCAUGUGUAUGUAUUAACAAAAAGAACCUCUACGCUGUACUGCAUCAUAGAAACUUGAAUCAAUCUUGCAUCAAAUA
Molecule: messenger RNA, 2199 nt
Organism: Rosa chinensis
Lineage: Eukaryota; Viridiplantae; Streptophyta; Magnoliopsida; Rosales; Rosaceae
Product: O-acyltransferase WSD1
Exons: 7
Coding region: 412-1953 (513 amino acids)
Biological process (GO): triglyceride biosynthetic process
Cellular component (GO): plasma membrane
Molecular function (GO): diacylglycerol O-acyltransferase activity; long-chain-alcohol O-fatty-acyltransferase activity
Source: RefSeq, a predicted model, not a curated record